GCCUAAACCCACAAACGGAUCUCAGACAGCUACUUGCUAAUGCUAAAAGAAAAUCGAUAAACCAAAACGAAACCAAUUCGUUUCAGCAAAGUAAAGCGAGGCCGUUAAUCUGCUGCAGGAGCCAACAGAUUUUCCUGCAAUCCUUCAUGAAUCUGAUUGAUCCCGACAAGUCCACCGACAGCAUGUCGGCUCCUAACCCAGCACCUGCUGCACCCCCUACUGCACCCCCUGAUCCUGGCCCAGUCUCCUUUCCUGCUCUCGGCUCCAGCCCAGCCCAAGAUCAGGUUCCCAUGCGAGAGCCAGUACCUCAAACAACCAGUGACCCAGUGACCUCAGAUCAAGAUACUGCUCCAGUUCUGCCUGUAGACCAGGAUGGGGCUUUAAAACCUGUUCCAGGUUUUGAGCCACCUAUAAAUCCACAAGUAGGACCAGUUCCACCACCGUUGCCACCAGCUGCUGCCAAGAACCCCAGCUGCAAGAUCAUGACUUUCAGGCCUACUAUGGAGGAGUUUAAAGACUUUGCCCAAUACAUUGUCUACAUGGAGAGUCAAGGGGCUCAUCGUGCAGGCCUGGCAAAGGUGAUUCCUCCAGAGGGCUGGAAACCUCGAAAGUCCUACGAUGCCAUUGAAGACAUGGUGAUUCCAGCACCUAUAAUGCAGGUGGUAACUGGCCAGUCUGGACUGUUUACCCAGUACAACAUUCAGAAGAAAUCUAUGACUGUUGGCGAAUAUCGCAAACUAGCCAACAGCAAGAAAUACUGCACACCACGCCACAAAGACUUCGAUGACCUGGAGAGGAAGUACUGGAAGAACCUGACUUUUGUUUCACCCAUUUAUGGAGCUGAUGUCAGCGGCUCAAUCUAUGAUGAGGACAUCCAAGAGUGGAACAUUGGCCACCUUAACACUCUGUUGGACAUGGUGGAGCAGGAGUGCGGUAUCGUCAUCGAAGGAGUCAACACGCCGUACCUGUACUUCGGCAUGUGGAAGACCACCUUCGCUUGGCACACCGAGGACAUGGACCUCUACAGUAUAAACUAUCUGCACUUCGGGCAGCCGAAGUCCUGGUACACUGUUCCUCCUGAGCAUGGCAAGAGACUGGAAAGGCUUGCACAAGGAUUCUUCCCUGGGAGCUCCCAAGGCUGCGAUGCUUUCCUCCGUCACAAGAUGACACUGAUAUCGCCGUCCAUCUUGAAGAAAUACGGCAUUCCCUUUAACAGGAUAACCCAGAAUGAAGGAGAGUUUAUGAUAACAUUUCCGUACGGCUACCAUGCUGGCUUCAACCAUGGCUUCAAUUGUGCAGAAUCUACAAACUUCGCCACUCUGCGUUGGGUGGAUUAUGGGAAGAACGCAACCCUGUGUUCCUGCCGGAAGGACAUGGUAAAGAUCUCGAUGGAUGUGUUUGUACGCUGCCUGCAGCCUGAUCGCUAUGAGCUUUGGAAACAGGGCAAAGACAUCACAAUUUUGGACCACCUGAGGGCUACAGAAUUGACCAGUCCUGAACUGGAGCGCUGGAGGCAGCACAGGAUUACCUACCGACAGAACCUGCUGCAAAGAGCAAUGCACAAGAUGAAGCAGGUUCGUCGUCUAAAGCUUGAGGAGGUAAAGGUGCUGGCGGAAGAGGGAAUUGAGCUGAAUGCUGCCGAGUACCAGCGUCAAGUGGAGGAGCGUGAGGCUCAGCGCAAGCAGGAGAAGGAGGAGCGUUUAGCCAGGGAAGCCAUGUUGACCUUGGAAGCCAUGGAACGUGAGGAACAGGAGGCUGCCGAGGCGGCUGCAAAGGCAGCAGACAGUCCUGUGAAAGCAGAAGAUGAUAAAUCUGAAAUCAAACCCCAAAACUUGAUGGAAGAAAUCGAGAAGAAGAAGCUGAAAAAGCAGAAGAAGAUGUUCAUUAUCGACGGUCCCUUGUCUGGGUUCGAAGAAGCAUUUGAGAAGUUUGCUAAAUCCGAAAAAAAGGACAUUGAUAUGUCAAUCAAAAAGGAAGAAGAAAUGGACAUUGAAAUAAGCCCCACUCAGCAGCUGACCUACUCUAAGAUAAAAAAGCCAACGGAGGUGAAGAAAAGUCGGCGCCAUCCGCUCAGUAAGCCGCCCAUGCGCUCGCCGCUGUCAAUUGUCAAACAAGACCCAACUACUGAGAAAGAGAUGUCUUCUCAAAUGCCAAUGGAUAGCAGCAUGAAGAAACAGGAGCAUUUAUGGCAGAGUCACUCCCCAAACUUUUUGGCUGAGAAGUCGUUCAAUGCCGCUGUUGCUGCACUUGAACCAUACUGUGCUGUCUGUUCUCUGUUCUGCCCCUACUUAAAGUCACACAGAGACGUUAUCGCUCCAACUUUCAUCCCUGACCCCUCCAUACCUGGACAUGGCAGUUCGACUCGACCGCUGGUCCCAGAGAUGUGCUUCAGUGUGGGAGCGGUCAACACAGAACCACCACCUACAAACUACCACAUCGGGGAGGAUGGAACCAGUCUUCUGGCCAGGUGUAAAUGUUGCGCCAUGCAGGUUCAUGCCAGUUGUUACGGUUUGAAGCCGGAGUCUGUCAGGGAUUCCUGGACCUGUUCCAGGUGUACAGCAGGAGCCUGGGUAGUGGAGUGUUGUCUCUGUAACCUGCGUGGAGGAGCAUUGAAAAGGACAACAGAUAACAGGUGGGUCCAUGUUAUCUGUGCCAUCGGCGUGGCAGAAGCUCGCUUCAUCAACGCCAUCGACAGGGAGCCAGUGGAUGUCAGUGCUAUCCCAGAAACCCGAAAGAGUUUGAAAUGUAUUUUCUGUCAUUCAACCAAUUCCAAUCCCAACCGUGGCGCUUGCAUCCAGUGCACGCACGAGCACUGCUCCACUUCCUUUCAUGUCACCUGCGCCCAGAUUGCCGGAGUUGUGAUGAAGCCCGCAGACUGGCCCUACGUGUUGUCGGUCACCUGCCACAAACAUACGAAGGGCUUUCAAAAGCCAAACAAGCCUCGGGCAGCACCUAAACCUGCUCCCCAGGGUCUAGACCUGGGCCUGAAGGUGAUCGGGCGCAACAGCGAUGGAUGGUACUACCACUGCACCAUCAUUGGCAUGGCGACACAGACGUUCUAUGAGGUCAACUUUGAAGAUGGCUCAUACUGUGAUAACGUGUACCCAGAGAAUAUAGUGAGCCACGACUGUCUGCGUACCGGAGCUCCUGAUGUGGGAGAGCUGAUUGUAGUUGCCACACAGGAGGGUACAAACCUCAAUGCUUGCUUUGUCAAAGAGCACAUCCACAAGUUCUACCAGGUGGAGUUUCAGGACCAAAGUCAGCUGAUGCUUAAACAGUCAGAGAUCUUUCAGCUGGAUCAUGAAUUACCUAAAAGAGUUCGUUCUCGACUGGCUCUACCUGCACCACAGGAGGACAGCAUGUCGGCUGAUGAAGCCCAAGCAGCGAAGCGCCGCCGCCUGCCCUCCAGCUCAGCGAAAGCUAAAGCUUCAGUUCAGAUUUCAGCACCAGCACAGCAGAACCCCAGUGUUAGCACCCAACCAAAUGUAGAGCCUCUCUCUGUAACUCCCGUUAGCCAUCAGGAAGCCCCCGCCCCUGUCGGAAGCAUGCAGAAGGAUGAGGAGUCCGCAAUGGACACCGGCAGCAACCCCACUGUCCCUCUCAACGAGCCCCCCCUGGUCUCCAACCCCCCUCUGACUCAGCAGCCCCCAUCUUUUCAGGCCACAUUGAACUCUGACCCCUUCCUCUCUGCCCCGCCACCUCCCCCCCAACACAUGGCCGACAGCUACACGCCGAGCAGCGGCUACGUUUCCUACAUGGAGACGCUCCUCCACUCACAUUUUCCUCAGGAUGAGGGCCCCGGCCCCGUGUAUUAAAAAUCAUCUCCGUCAUGUUAUUAGUCAGCAGACAUUGGCUGAGCCAACAGGAAGUAAGCUAAAGGAGGGGAACUCUUGAGUGCUGUAUGGAUGGACUGACGUUUCCUUGGAGAGAGAAGGAGGAAGAGGAAACAAGGAUUUAAAGCACUCUUUUAAUGCAUGUUACUUUUUUUCUAUUUUUGAUUUAAUAUAUUUGCAGUGGUGCUGUGAGGCUGCAGCCUCAGUUCAUGCUAACAUUGAUGGUUUUGUUAGACUUAUGCUUUUUUUUUGCGUCUACUGUGCAGUUUUUCCCUUCACAUUGAUAUAAAGAACUCUCUGGAUGGUAUCAGUCCUAUACUGUGUAUUUGUUCAGUAAAGGCACACUCCCAUGUUCUUCCUACAAAAACUGAAACAUAUACCAGCCUCCAGGCGGUGAGGCUCCAUGGACAUAAGACCUUAUUAACUCAAAUGACCAGCAACAUCCGUUUUUUUCUUUCAAUCCAGCUAAUUAAGGCUGGGGAACUCUCAUCCAUCUCCAGGCCUUUGGUCGGAGUGUGUUCUUGUCAUAUUUCUGGAGAUAAACUGGGGGAAACGGGGUUAAAAGAGAAAUGUGUUGUAGCGGGAACUCAGUAUUUAAAUGUAUUUGUUAAAUAUUGAAAGAAAUAUUUGUAAUAGAGCAAACAUGUUGAAUGCAAACACUAGUAGAUUUGCCUGGAGGAUACGUUGAAGUCUAGUGAAGAUGUAGUUUUCAGAUGACACGUUGAAAUCAUCUGGUGGCUCCACAAAUAUUUUUUUUUUGUUUUUUUUGUUUAACAACAAAAUGAUCUCAGGGUUCCUACAAGCAAAGGACAAACAUGACGACCAAGAAAAUCCAAUAUUAACAAAUGCUUUUGUCAGCUAUACAAUGUUUUAUUAUCACCCAGGUUCUAAUUACACUUAAACCUCCUGAUAAAAUAGGAAAUUAAGGAAAAGAUAAUGUAUGUAGGAACCCUCCAAAUGAUAUGGCAUCAUUAUAAUUCUUGGUAAAAACCUAUAUUGUAAUAUGUUGUAUGUCUGUUUUUCUAAUAUUGUACUCUUUCUAUGUUCAUUUUCUGAAGUGAAUUCAUAAACUCGGCCCAACAUGAACACUAAUGGCGUGUUCUUUCAGCAGAUUUUACAGGUAAAGCAUACAAUUUGUACUUCUAGCUACAGAUCCUCUUGGCUUUGUGUCCAUUAUGUGGUAUAAAAAAAGUUUAUCAGCUGAUGGACU
Messenger RNA from Cyprinodon variegatus (sheepshead minnow), 5043 nucleotides. It is a transcript of the gene kdm4b, whose product is annotated as lysine-specific demethylase 4B-like. Bases 147 to 3815 code for a protein of 1222 amino acids. Gene Ontology annotation, biological process: chromatin remodeling. Gene Ontology annotation, cellular component: nucleus. The transcript has 22 exons. Gene Ontology annotation, molecular function: histone H3K9 demethylase activity. NCBI's taxonomy places the organism in Eukaryota, Metazoa, Chordata, Actinopteri, Cyprinodontiformes, Cyprinodontidae. The record is from RefSeq and is a predicted model, not a curated record.